CGUGUGUGUCAGCGAACUAGAUGCCCUUUCAUCCCGUCGGCAAAUCGUCAACACAUCACGAUUUCCUACACUCGGGUGAAUGCGGUUCUCGCGAUACAGCGUAGGUAAUAUUAUGAUAUGUAACAACAUAAAAGUAAACGAUAUCAAGACAAUGAUGUCCUGGUGGUUAUCGCAAUAAUAUUGUUAUUAAAUUAUUGCGAAUACAGUAAGAAACGAAAAUCAUUUAUCGUUUUCGGUUUUGUUUUUGUGGUACUCGCAAGUCAUGAAGACCGACGAAGAAAACGUUAGUUGGACCAGCGAAAUGUCUAAUCAACCUACUGGAACAGAAUUUUCACCUUCGUUAAUUAGUGCAAAGGUCAUAAGUUCUACUCCCCCAAAUGAAUUCACGCCAAACAAGGAUGAAAUUUUACCAAGGCCAAAUUCUGUACUGUUCGAGAUGUCAACAGCAAAGCAUUUGUCUACACUGAGCACUUCCGUAAAAAAAUUACCUCAUCAAAUGAAAAGGGAUUCAAUGACAAUUGAAGAGUUACAUAAUACCUGGAGAAAAAUGGGAGCGCAAGCUCUUGCUACGACUCUGUCUGCUCUAUAUGGUAAAUUAUUGGUCGUCAUGGGCAUAGCUUUUCCGAUGUCUGAAGUGAUAUCUACUCACAUUCCUCAUUCAUUUUAUGAGGGUUAUUAUUUGUACCUUUAUUUCGGAAGUAUGGCGUUUCUUUUUUAUAUGUACGCGAUGCUGCUUAAGGGUAAGCCCACGAUGACACCAGUCAACAAUAACUUCAAUAAUUCAGUAAGCGAUUCCUUAUCCGGAAGUGGUUCGGAAAAUAGCGAUGGAGACUCGGAAUAUUACGAAGACAACGAUGACGAAUUUACGAAUACCGCUGGCGUCGAAAUGGACCAUUGGGCAUCGCACGUUUCGAAAGCUCGGAGACAAUCGUCUCACCUCGUGUUACCGUCUACAUUUCAGCAUUACGGAAGUUUUUAUCUGAGAAUGGGUGCCGUUGCUUUCGGCAUAGGUAGUAUGAUUUAUUCGGGUCUGGAAUUCGGUCAAUACUUCGAACUCGAACCGGCGACUAAAUGUCAUAAUGUGCUUCUAGUGCUCACGCCGGCUACAAGAAUGGCAUUCAUAUUUAUACAGAUGUACUUUAUAUUUUUAAAUGACGAGCAACAAAUGAAAGUGACACGUCACCGAGUAUUGGCAAAAUUUGGACUCAUGCACAUGAUCGGCACUAAUCUAUCAGUAUGGCUCAAUGUACUCGUACAAGAAACCAAACACGAAAUACUAACUUUUUACAAUCCUGCGGACAAUUCUAUCGGUGUCGAUAAACAACCAAAUCAUUUUUCACUGUUCAAAAAGUGGACGACCACCACGACGCAGUCACCGGCGUCCGUUAUGUCGUCGGUGGCCGAACGGUUGCGGCGCAGCAUCAACGCGGGCCCGCACCACAUCUACGAGUGCCGCCGGACGAACAUCAUCGGGUCGCUGGUGCAAAACGCCAGCCCGUUCCUGUUCCCGUGCACGAUCGAGUACAGUCUGAUAUGCGCGGCCAUACUGUACGUGAUGUGGAAGAACAUCAGCCGGGUGCACGCGGACGUGUACCGGCAGCGGAAGGCGGAACGGUGCGAGAACCUGGCGCAGAUCACGCACUACCGGAAGUCGCCGCACUACUACUCGGUGGACUGCGCGCAGGCGCACAAGGGCCUGUUCGUCGGCAUACUGUUCCUGGUGCUCACCAUCAUCUCGCUGAUACUGUUCUUCGUGCUCAUCUCUCGCCCGGAGCUCAUCACGUUCGCCGUCAUGGAGGUGAACGUCUGCGAGCUGUCGCUGUACGGCAUGACCACGCUUGCCACCAUUGUCGGCAUGAUGCAGGUCAGGCAGCUGAAGUUCGACGGUCUGCGGAACCUCGAGCUGGACAACAUACUACUGGUGGGUGCACAGACGGGUACGUUCAUAUACAGCACGUUCACGAUAAUCAGCGGUCACUUCACCGAGGAGAACAACACGAUACUGGUGCUGAUCACCGCGUCCGCGUCGCUGGUGCAGACGUUUUGCCAGACGGUGUUCAUACUAGACGCGUCCCGGCGGUCGUGCGUAACUCCCGACCAGAUACGCAAGAAACCCGGCAGGGAGAUCGUCACGUUCCUGUUGGUCAGCAACUUAGCCAUGUGGGCAAUCAACACGCUGGAAAAGUCCCGGGCCGACUCGCACCCCAUACAGCUUCACUUCUACGGCCUGUGGGCGUGGACCAUCAUCACGCACGUAUCCAUGCCACUGGCCAUAUUCUACAGGUUUCACUCGACCGUGUGCCUGUGCGAGAUCUGGAAACGGUCAUACAAGAUCAAACCGUCGUAUAUGUGAGGGGGUGAGGCGGCGCGGUCCGCUCUACGUCCUCUCCCGAAACCGUACCACAAAAAUCAUUUAAUGUAUAGUAUACGCGUAUUUAAUAUCAAUAAUGUUAUUAUAACAUGUUUGGCAGAAUCGCGUCGGGGACUGGGCCCGUUUAGUUACCGGUUCGGUUCCUCGGCUCUUCAAAAUUUCAGUUUUUAUUGCAAAGUAUAUCAAUCAGUUUCGAUACGAUUCAUUUAUGAAUGUAUGUUAAUUCUACCCAAUAUGAGUAGGUAAAAGAAGGUCCACGGUAAAUUCCAUCACGAAAAUUUUUUAGAUACGAUUUAAAUGUAUUCGAAUUCGUGAGUUGACCAAAUUAGUUCCAGUUUGGAAUUCGACUUUUUAAAACAUAAUAAGCUGAAUUGAUUUUUAUUUAAGAUUUAGAUGUACUUUUUCAUCUGAAAAACAGUUUCAGUAGUGGUUCGGUAUCAGAAUCAUUUUUUUUAAUUCUACGGAGGUUCCUACUAAUCUGUUAAAUUUGUCUACAUUGUGAUUGACGUUAGUAGAAUUUACAACUUCGUACUCUAAUCUUACGCUACUGUGAUGUUUAUGUAAAGCUGGUGUAACUGUUAGUACUUAGAUUUAUUCUGAAAUGGGCUAAAGACCGCGAGGACUUACAAAUAUCAUAUAAAAUAUAGAUAAAACUAGGAAAUAACUGGUAAAAUUAUUCUGGACGUCUUUUAAAUUUAAAACAAUAUUGAAAACUGAAACAUAAUACUAUUGGGUAUACCCGAUAUUGUAAUAAUUACAAAUUGAUAUAGUAAAUAAUAGCUUAAAACCAAAUGGUGAUGAAUUCAAUUAGUAGAAUAGAAAAGUAGAUGCAAAAUGGUAAGUGAGGUAACUAAUUUGGUAUUAACCAUGAUUUCCACACAAACUAUAAAUUCAAUUUAAGUUAACAAUUUUAAGAACUCUUUUGUGCGCAGCAAUGAUUUAAACGCACUAGAGAUUAUCGAGAAUAAUUAUGUUUUAUUAUAUACCGAUAAUACUCAUAUGAUUUGAUUAUCUACAAAUGCAUCAAAGAUUUUUAUGCGAACCAAAAUUUACCUUAUUCACUGCAAUUCUAUUUUAUUAUAGAAGAAUUUUUCAAGAAAACUAAUAAAAUAUUUUUUAAUAUUCCACAGUCGUACUUAGGUAGCACGUUGGGACAUGUAAGUAUAGGAUAAAAUUAUGGCUAAAUUUUAUAAAUCUGAGUGUGGGUAAAAAUUAAUAUUGUUAGAAAAUAAUAAUUAAUUUUAUUGUUCUUUAAAAUUAAAACAUUCAUACAUUUAAAAUUAUUAUCAUUAACACAGUUUUAUUUUACUUACUCAUUUUGGGUAGAAUUUAUAACCAUCAAUUUUAAUGUAACUGGCAAAACGGUUUUAUAACUUAAUAAGUUAUCAAAACUAUCAUAGCUAUUCAUUAUCAUUAUGCAUUGGUAAAUUUUGAAAAUAUCAAGUUAUUUGGUAAAAACUAUUUGCUCUAAACAACAGUUCCGGUUUAAAAAAUAUUUAAUUAUAGAUUUCAGUGAGAAUUCAUUUUCAAUAUUCCGGUUAUUUUAUACGCCCGUACUACUGUCGUCAUAUAGAUAUUAUCGUAUUAUUAUUAUUAUUAUUUAAUAUUUGUUAUAUUAAAAUAAUUUUAUGACUUGUGCGUUAAUAUUGUAUAUUGUAAUGAAUGGUUCUAGUAAUUAUGUAUGAAUCGUCAAGUAUGUACUUUUACUUAUUUUAAAAUGAUAAAUUGGAAAUAUACUGAGACGUCAUAUUGAUUUCAGUACGUUUACCUACCAAAUCAUUAAUUUGUGUCCACAUAAUUAUAAA
Molecule: messenger RNA, 4176 nt
Organism: Melanaphis sacchari
Lineage: Eukaryota; Metazoa; Arthropoda; Insecta; Hemiptera; Aphididae
Product: proton channel OtopLc-like
Exons: 11
Coding region: 263-2353 (696 amino acids)
Biological process (GO): proton transmembrane transport
Cellular component (GO): membrane
Molecular function (GO): proton channel activity
Source: RefSeq, a predicted model, not a curated record